AUCCACCAAAGAUUUCACCCAGGAGCAAGACCAUACAAAUGCCAAGGAAGUGGGAAAUGUUUCAAUAAAAAAGGUCUUGUGCACUGCCCAAAAAUCCACACAGGAGAGAAACCAUACACAUGCCAGCAGUGUGGGAAAGGUUUUGCUCACCAGUCAUUCCUUGUGAGGCACCAGACAGUCCACAGAGGAGAGAAACCGUACAAAUGCCAGCAGUGUGGGACAUGCUUUCCUUACAAGUCAUGUCUUGUGAAACACCAGAGAAUCCACACAGGAGAGAAACCAUACACAUGCCAGCAGUGUGGGAAAGGAUUUGCUCAGAAGGCAGGCCUUGUUUACCAUCAAAUAGACCACACAGGAGAGAAACCAUACACAUGCCAGCAGUGUGGGAAAGGUUUUUCUCAGAAAUCACAUCUUAUGUCCCAUCAGAGAGGGCACACUGGAGAGAAACCAUACACAUGCCAGCAGUGUGGGAAAGGUUUUUCUUACAGGUCAGUGCUUGUGUCUCAUCAAAGACUCCACACAGGAGAGAAACCAUACACAUGCCAGCAGUGUGGGAAAGGAUUUGCUCAGAAGGCAAGCCUUGUUUACCAUCAAAUAGACCACACAGGAGAGAAACCAUACACAUGCCAGCAGUGUGGGAAAGGUUUUUCUCAGAAGUCAAAUCUUAUGUCCCAUCAGAGAAUCCACACAGGAGAGAAACCAUACACAUGCCACCAGUGUGGGAAAGGUUUUGCUAUGAAAUCAUUUCUUGUGGUCCAUCAGAGACUGCACACAGGAGAGAAACCAUACAAAUGCCAGCAGUGUGGGAAAGGUUAUGCUUACAAGUCAAGUCUUGUGAAGCAUCAGAAAGUGCACACAGGAGAGAAACCGUACAAAUGCCAGCAGUGUGGGAAAGGUUUUGCUCACAAGUCACGUCUUAUGCCCCAUCAGAGAGUGCAUACAGGAGAAAAACCAUACACAUGCCAGCAGUGUGGGAAAGGUUUUGCUCAGAAGGCAACCCUUGUUUCCCAUCAGAGAGGACACACGGGAAAGAAACCAUACACAUGUCUACAGUGUGGGAAAGGUUUUGCUUACAAGUCAGAUCUUGUGAAACAUCAGAGAGUCCACACAGGAGAGAAACCAUACACAUGCCAGCAGUGUGGAAAAAGUUUUGCUGACAAGUCAAAUCUUGUGAAGCAUCAGAGAUUCCACACAGGAGAGAAACCAUACACAUGCCAGCAGUGUGGGAAAGGUUUUGCAGUGAAGUCAGUUCUUGUGAAGCAUCAGAGAGUGCACACAGGAGAGAAGCCAUACACAUGUCAGCAGUGUGGAAAAGGUUUUGCAGUGAAGUCAGUUCUUGUGAAGCAUCAGAGAGUGCACACAGGAGAGAAGCCAUACACAUGCCAGCAGUGUGGGAGAGGUUUUGCUCAGAAGUCAGUUCUUGUGGAGCAUCAUAGAGUCCACACAGGAGAGAAGCCAUACGCAUGCCAGCAGUGUGGGAAAGGUUUUGCUCACAAGUCAGAUCUUGUGAAGCAUCAGAGAGUCCACACAAGAGAGAAACCAUACACAUGCCAGCAAUGUGGGAAAGGUUUUGCUGACAAGUCAAAUCUUAUGUCCCAUCAUAGAGUCCACACAGGAGAGAAACCGUACACAUGCCACCAGUGUGGGAAAGGUUUUGCUCACAAGUCAGUUCUUGUGAAGCAUCAGAGAGUUCACACAGGAGAGAAACUAUAAAAAUGCAAGAAGUGUGGGGAAUGUUUUGCUCAAACCU
Messenger RNA from Sceloporus undulatus (fence lizard), 1750 nucleotides. Its product is annotated as zinc finger protein 850-like. The annotation marks the transcript as partial. The record is from RefSeq and is a predicted model, not a curated record. NCBI's taxonomy places the organism in Eukaryota, Metazoa, Chordata, Lepidosauria, Squamata, Phrynosomatidae. The transcript has a single exon.